This is a messenger RNA of Aspergillus novofumigatus IBT 16806, 1362 nucleotides long. RefSeq names its product alcohol dehydrogenase family protein. Gene Ontology annotation, molecular function: oxidoreductase activity; zinc ion binding. NCBI's taxonomy places the organism in Eukaryota, Fungi, Ascomycota, Eurotiomycetes, Eurotiales, Aspergillaceae. The record is from RefSeq and is a predicted model, not a curated record. Bases 1 to 1095 code for a protein of 364 amino acids. The transcript has 3 exons.
AUGCAAGCCGUUAUUUUCAAAGGUCCCCUCCAGGUUGCACUGGAGCAGCGCCCUAUACCCGAGAUUGUCGACCCUACCGAUGUCAUAGUCAAAGUCCAGUAUACUGCUCUCUGCGGUAGCCCUUUCACUUCAUCUACUGAGGUUUCCGAACGAACCAAAAGCGAACUUCAUGUUUUCCGCGGCCAUCAACCCUCCGGAUCCGAAUUUGUGAUGGGCCACGAAUUUACCGGUGAAGUCACAGCUGUAGGAUGUCAAGUCCGGAGGUUCCGUGUCGGUGAUCGCGUCGUUUCCCCCUUCACCAUCAGUUGCGGCGAAUGUUUCUACUGCAGGCAGGGUUACUCGUCACGAUGUGCUUUAUGCCUACUAUAUGGCACCGUGGCGUUGGAUGGCGCCCAGGCCGACUAUGUGCGAGUGCCUCUGGCGGAUACUACUCUGAUCGCCGCCCCAGCAGGUGUUGACGAAAAGAAACUUGUGUUGAUGGCCGAUAUCCUUCCAACAGGCUUCUUCGCAGCUCAGAAUGCCUUUAAGGACACAGUUACUGGAGUGGCACAAGGCAGUACAGUUCUCCUGUUUGGAUGCGGACCAGUUGGCAUCUGUGCUCUGAUCAGUGCACUUGAAUACAACCCGAAGCACCUUAUUGCCAUCGACAGCGUACCGUCCCGAUUGGAGCUCGCCCGGACGCUCGGGGCGGAACCGUGGAAUUUCCAAACUGAUGGAGAGAGUCUACGUAAAAGGGUGAUGGACCUGACAGAGGGACGCGGAGCAGACAUAGCUAUCGAAGUAGUGGGACAUAGCAGUGCCUUACGGAUGGCGUUUGAUCUUCUGCGACCUUGGGGACGCAUCUCCAGCGUAGGGGUGCACAAUGGCGAGAUUCCUUGGACGGCCAAUGAGGCGUAUAACAAGAACCUCCAGAUCCAGAUGGGACGGUGUCCUGUUCGCAGUAUUUUCGAGGAUGCCCUCGCACUGCUGAUCAAGAAGCAGGAUGCAUUCGACUUCAUGGUGACCGAUAUCCGACCUCUGUCGCAGGCGCUCCAGUCAUACGACGAUUUCAACCAGACCAAGACUCAGAAGGUCAUAUUCGAGGGAGGAAAAUAACAUGGUUCCUAGGAGGAUUCCAAACGAAUCGUGCUUGAUCACCCUGAUGUCACUUUAAGCUUUCCAUGUUCUUGAUCAUGUUACUAGUGUGCUCCCAUACAAUUUAAUCAGUGGACAAGAGUUUUCGGUAUGAUAUGCUGUCAGAUUUGUGAACGCGGCGCGGUCUCGCGGUCUCCGUUGAAGCUCAAGUUUAUGGAUUUCCUCCCACCGAUGUUGCAAGAUUGUUGGUGAAAGUAAAUGAAGGUCCAGGUAUUGCUGAAAUCAGAU